Messenger RNA from Microcebus murinus (gray mouse lemur), 2579 nucleotides. It is a transcript of the gene CCBE1, whose product is annotated as collagen and calcium binding EGF domains 1. Gene Ontology annotation, molecular function: calcium ion binding. NCBI's taxonomy places the organism in Eukaryota, Metazoa, Chordata, Mammalia, Primates, Cheirogaleidae. The record is from RefSeq and is a predicted model, not a curated record.
UUUUAUUUCUAACUGAACACCACAUUUAAAAUGUUUUUUGUUUUUUUGCCUCUUAGGAAAAAGUGCUGCAAAGGGUAUAAAUUUGUUCUUGGACAAUGUAUCCCAGAAGAUUAUGACGUGUGCGCCGAGGCUCCCUGUGAACAGCAGUGCACGGACAACUUCGGCCGAGUGCUGUGCACCUGCUACCCGGGCUACCGCUACGACCGCGAGAGACACCGGAAGCAGGAGAAGCCGUACUGCCUGGAUAUCAACGAGUGUGCCACCAGCAAUGGGACGCUGUGUGCCCACGCCUGUGUCAACACCCUGGGCAGCUACCGCUGCAAGUGCCAGGAGGGCUACGUCCUGGAGGACGAUGGCAGGACGUGCACCAGGGGAGACAAAUACCCCAACAACACUGGGCACGAGGAGAAGUCUGAGAGCGCCGUGAAAGCCGGAACUUGCUGCGCCACGUGCAAGGAAUUCCACCAGAUGAAGCAGACGGUGCUGCAGCUGAAGCAAAAGAUUGCCUUGCUCCCCAACAAUGCCGCUGACCUGGGCAAGUACAUCACUGGUGACAAGGUGCUGGCCUCAAACGCCUACCUUCCAGGACCUCCUGGCCUGCCUGGGGGCCAAGGCCCUCCUGGCUCACCAGGACCAAAGGGGAGCCCAGGCUUCCCCGGUAUGCCAGGCCCUCCUGGGCAGCCCGGCCCCCGGGGCUCGAUGGGACCCAUGGGACCAUCUCCUGAUCUGUCCCACAUUAAGCAAGGCCGGAGGGGCCCCGUGGGUCCGCCAGGUGCCCCGGGAAGAGAUGGUUCUAAGGGGGAGAGAGGAGCACCUGGGCCCCGGGGGUCUCCAGGACCCCCUGGCUCUUUCGACUUCCUGCUGCUGAUGCUGGCCGACAUCCGCAACGACAUCGCCGAGCUGCAGGAUAAGGUGUUCGGGCACCGGACUCACUCCUCGGCAGAGGACUUCCCUUUACCUCAGGAACUUUCCAGCUUCCCAGAAACCGUGGACUUGGGCUCUGGAGAUGACCACCCGAGAAAAACAGAGGCGAGAGACUUGGGAGCCCCCGCAGAUUUUUAUCCGUAGCACAGCCCAGUAUCUUCAUGCCAAAGAAAGAGAAAGAAGAGCAUUUUCACUUGCAGUUAAAUCAUCUAAAGAGAAGAAAAACACCACUGGAGACCUAGAAAAGAUCAUUUCUUUAAUCUUGUCCUGACUUCUCCCUACUCCUUUUUUUCCAUAUACUAUUUUCAGAGCCACCCACGAGACCUACUACAGACAUGAGGGAGUGAAAGGCUGACAUACGUGCUUCUCACUCUGAGGGUCAGUUGGGGUGGCUUGCAUUGGGAUUAUUCUUCUCCAUCUUAUUUUUUCUGGAACUUCUGGAUUUCAGUUAAGUUAGUGUCUUAAAAUUUGGCAGAAUACCAAAGAGGGAAAUAUGGCAAGGUGAGCUCUAAAAAAAUGUGAGGCUCUUUCUGGGGGGAAAAACAGAUGUGUGUUCAAAAUAGACUGUUCUGGUAUCAAAACUAGGGCUCUUCAAUCAAAAAGCAGUGAGGAGGACAAUCAUGCUGAUUUACCUUGGUGGGUAAUUCUUUUUUCUUGUCCAUCUAGUAGAUUCUAAAUAUUCUGUGCUUUUAUAUACAACCUUGUUUCCCAAAUUUGGUUUAUAAAAAGAAAAUUAAGGAGUGGAGAUUAGAGAAGAUGGUGAAGAAUUAGCUAUAUAUUUAUUGUCAUGGGUUGCCACAUCUUAAAAUUCAAAUAUGGUGAUUAAGGGAUCAUGCCAUGCUUAUCCAUAAGUAUCCUAUUUGCAGAGGAAUAAACCCUCCUUUUGAAAAACAGUGAAGGAAUGAAAUGCCCUGGUUCACGUUAGAACAACAGGCUCCAGGUUUGCCAGAACAUUUUAAAGCUAUUUGAUCUAAAGAGCAGGGCCUCUCCAUAAAGCACAGAGGAUUUGUUGAAUAAGGGUGGCUGGCCCUUAGGGAGAGGUGCAGAAGUCCUGGUUCUGACCACGUGCCCAGAAAGUCCCGUUCAGGCCCUGAUCCAGGCUGGAUCAAUGUACGGUGAGACUUGAGACUUCGAGGAGGUUGCUGGCUUGGGUUGUUGGCAAAUGGGAAGUGGGGGACCUUGGGCAGGAACUCCGCUGAAGCCAUAGCGGCAGUGGCAGGUAGAUGUGCCCCCCUUGAGUGUGACAAGUCCUUGUCUGGGGCCAGCCAAACCUGCCACCAUAUAUAUUGAGCAUAAUGCACUAUCAAAAGAUAUCUUGGAUGGGGCAGGGGGAAAAAAGCCAGUGGUUUUCCUUGUUUGGAAGGAAGUUCCUUCCUGUGAUUCCCAUUUUUCCUUCAUUUUCUUUAAUUAGUCCAAGUUCCAGUUCUUCUAGGCCAUUUUCUUAAUUUCCUUUUCUCAGCAGUGUGAGAAGCAGUUUCGAAAAGGUUACCUUUCUCGCACUGAGUCAGAGCUUUUUCUCAGAGCACCUGUGGGUCCCAGAGGGGAGCGUGCUCCUGGCGGGGCUUGCUCUGGAUUCAGAGGCACCAGGAGCCAGAGACCAGCAGGAGAAUCUGCUGCUUUGUGAUACUGGGGGAGGGCGGGGCCCCCUGGGUUCA